UGGACGCGCCCUCGCUUCCGGCCGUGGCUGGGCCUAGCCGGGAGCGUCCCUCGGUGGCGGCGGCGGCGGCGGCGAUGGACAGCGAGUUCUCGGACGCGGAGGCGGCCCCGGGCGGGGAGGAGAAUGCGCCGGUUUAUUGCGUGUGCCGCAAGCCCGACAUCAACUGCUUCAUGAUCGGCUGCGACAACUGCAACGAGUGGUUCCAUGGGGACUGCAUCAACAUCACCGAGCGCAUGGCCAAGGCCAUCCGCGAGUGGUACUGCCGGCAGUGCCGCGAGAAGGACCCGUCCCUGGAGAUCCGGGUACCGGCACAAGAAGUGGCGGGAGAAGGAGCACGAGGGGGCCAAGGGGCAGGAGCUGGAGCAGGGCCGGGCGGCCAAGUAUUCCACAGCCUGAACCCCGGCACUGGGGCCUAUGACAGCUUUUAA
This is a messenger RNA of Corvus hawaiiensis (hawaiian crow), 428 nucleotides long. Its product is annotated as CXXC-type zinc finger protein 1-like. The transcript has 5 exons. Gene Ontology annotation, biological process: positive regulation of DNA-templated transcription. The record is from RefSeq and is a predicted model, not a curated record. Lineage: Eukaryota; Metazoa; Chordata; Aves; Passeriformes; Corvidae. Bases 75 to 428 code for a protein of 117 amino acids. Gene Ontology annotation, cellular component: Set1C/COMPASS complex.